Molecule: messenger RNA, 4459 nt
Organism: Acanthopagrus latus (yellowfin seabream)
Lineage: Eukaryota; Metazoa; Chordata; Actinopteri; Spariformes; Sparidae
Product: fas-binding factor 1 homolog
Exons: 32
Coding region: 506-4324 (1272 amino acids)
Biological process (GO): establishment of epithelial cell polarity; cilium assembly
Cellular component (GO): ciliary transition fiber; ciliary basal body; centriole
Source: RefSeq, a predicted model, not a curated record
ACUGGCUGUCUCGCGCCGGUUGGUGACGUCGCCACUGCAGUUAAUAUCUCAAAGAUAGAUGCUUCUGGCUUGAGUUUUGCAUCGUGUGCAGCUCAAAGCGAAACUUUAAUUCAUGAAGUUUGUUUCAGACGACUGUAUGAGCGUAAUGGUGCAUUUUUGGCCAACGUGCAGCCUUGUCCGUGUAAGCUGUAGUGAGGUUAGUGUGCAGAGGCGGUGUAGUUCGCUUCAAUGUUGAUUUAUCUCGAGUUAACUGGCUAAUUUACAAAAGGCUAAUUUAAAAAUAGAUAUCCGUCGCGACUGAACAAGGUUGUAUUUAAGCAUAAAACAGUGCGACAUGUAUGUAUGCGACCGUUAAGACAGUCGUGAUAUAUUUAUUAGCCGCAUGCCGACUGGUAUAACACAGUGGUUACCAAUGGAGACAGGAGACGCCUAAUCUGAUUUGUUAGCUAGGUUAGCUAGCUAGCUGGCGCCACUCAACGUUUAACAUUACAAGGAUAGAUUCAUCAUGGCUAGUAAGCAGAAGGGCAAACCAUCAAAAAGUUCAUUUGGAGAUGACGAUUUGUUUGACAGCUUAUUUGAAGAUACAAAACCACCAGUCAGGGGGAGGGCAACUCGUGGCGGACCACUGAAUCGCUCCUCUGCCACUGAUAACAUAUUCAGUAUGCUAGCAGAGGAGGUUGGGAACGAUGGUGUGGAGGACUCAGAUGUCUCAGCAGCAGAUCACGAUGACAUCCUGGAGAACAUAAAGGGCUUAGAUGAUAUGGAUGCUGACCUUUUUGCUUCAAAGAAGAAGCCCAGCACAGCUCCUGCACAAACAAAUGUGUUUGGUAAUGAAGUGCCAAAGAAACAAAGAGAUGAAAAACUGGAUGGAGCAGAGGAACAGACCAAAGGAGGGAAGAAACCAAACUCUGCACCUUCGUCUACUGCACAAAACUACAAGAAGUUCACCUUCUCUGAUAGUGGUGAUGAUGAUGAAGGUCUUGUUCAGACAUCUCACAUUAAAGAUCCAGACGACCCCCUGGCUGAUCUACUUGAUGACUUGCUCCCAGAUGAAGCCAAGCCUGAGUCUAAACCAAGCAUUCAGCGGGCCAAACCUGUAAAAUCUGCACCAUCUCCUGCAUCAUCUCCUAUCCUGAAGACGGAAACACCUAAGGUGGUGAAGAAUCGAGGUGACAUUACGUUUGAUGAUGAUAAGGAUGACCUAAUGGAUGCGCUCGGAAUUGACAGGGAUAGAAACAGUGCAUCGAAAAAAGAGACUGCGCUUUGGUCCAACAAGGAAAGGAGUGAGGCCCCUACAAGAGCUCGGACCAGACUAGAUGAGAUUCUGGAGAGUUUAACAUCACCCCGUCUUCUGGAGCGACCUCCAACCGGCGAGAGGAAGGACCAGCCUCAGUCUUUAGAGAAACAGCAACAAGAGAAGACCCCUGCUGUGAAAGACUCAUUUUUAGAAGAUGACCUCACAUUUGGCUCCUAUCAGCCCACGCUGGUAUCCACGCCUGAAGGGCGCCAGUCGCGCAGACAGUCUGUCAGAUUUUCUACUGAGGACAUAAGUUCCCCAGAGAAGAAGCCUAAACCCUCCACCCUUCGACAACGAAACUCAGCCGACUGGUUAGGCCUCAAGACAGAUGACAACCAAACCUUUCUAGAUUUUGAUGCCAAAGAAACCAAGCCUGCGACAGAGUCUCCAAAGGCUCCCUCCUCUCCUGCUUCAGAGAGAAGACCCUCUCUGACUGGUAGCCACACCAUAUCUGCUGCUAAAAUGGCAUCAGACACCCAAGCUCCAACUGAUAAUAUCACCAAACAAACCAAGCCGGAGGUUUCUAAGAGCCAGAAUAAAGAAGAGGAGGAGGAGGAGGAUGACUGGUUAUCAAAAGUACUGAGCAGGAAGAAGGCUCUGUCGGUGUCAAACUGUGAGGUGAGAACAACCAAGCAGGAAGAGUCUUUAGGCCUGGGAGAAGAAGUGGAUCUGGAGUCUGUUGUAAGUAAACAAGUCCCAUCACAGGCUCCUAAGGGCAGAGAUGACACUCUUACAUCUGUCAAGGAAACAAAUGGCACUUUUGUUGGACAGCCAAGCCCCACUGCUCACUCCAGUCCUGUCAGAGAGAAGAGGACCACGCAAGAUUCAAUUCCUGCUUUCCUAUCAACCCCACCACAAUCCCACUCUGUAGUUUCUAAGCAUACACCUACCACCCAGCCUUACCUCCCCUCCACUUCAACACCCUCCUCACCGGCCUCUCUCCAUGCUAAAGUAGACCUCGAACAAACUCCUGGUUCAUUUCAUCCCUCAGAUAACCCUCCUCAAGCUUCUGGUCUUUUGCCAGUCUCUGCUGCUAGCCUUACACACACCCAACCUCAGCCUCAGUCCCAAACGCACCACCUACCUUCCGAAAGGGGAGCCAGGGUGCUGCGAGAGCCUGGUCAGGCCUCGGAUGAAACCUCGCAACAGGUGCCGUUGCUCAACCCUGUGUCUGCUUUGGUGCCCAGCUCCAUUUGGACAGUUCCACAACAAAACCAAAUGCAGAAUACAUCAACUGCUGUUCAACAACAGGUGACACUGUCAGCAGACAGUCUGCAGCAGCUGCUUCUACAACAGCAGAUGAUGCAGUCUCAGUUGCUGAAUAUUGGGGAUGCCGGGUUCCUGCAGAGACUGAAAGAGAAAGAGCAGCAACCUGUGGAUUAUCAAGCAUUACAGGCUCGCAUCAUCCAGCUGGAGGGACAGGUGAGGACUCUGCAGCUGGAGCGAGACCAAAGCCAAAUGUUGCUUGAGAAUGUCCAGCAGCGGCAUAAACAGGACAUGGAAAUCAUGGAGAGCGCACACAAGGCUCGCGUGAAGCUGCUCGAGGAAUCGGCGGCCCAGAGGGAGACACAAACGCGGCAGGAGUGUGAGGACCUAAUGGAACGGCUGGCCGCAGUAACACGAUCGGCCGAGCAGGAACGCUCGGAGCUGCAGGCUCAGUACCAGCGCAAACUAGCACAGACCCAGCAGGACAGAGACCGUGAGGUGGAGAGACUCAGAGACCUCCAGAGGAAAUCUAUUUUGGAAAUGAAGAAAGACCAUGAGGACCAGGUCAAGAGACUGAAGAAGUUAAAGGACGAGGAGAUUGAUGCAGUCACAAGUGCAACAUCUCAGACCAGGUCUCUUACAGUGGUGAUUGAGCAGAUGGAGCAGUUUACCUCUCGGCUCGGAGAGCUUUCUUCUCGGGUGGAGAGCACACAUGAACACACGGCUCAUGGCCUUGAGCAGGGGGCACGGCACAGAGAUGAGCAGCAUCGAGUGAUGCAGGACCGUCUGGCCCAGCAGCAGAAGGCCAUGGCGGAGGAGAGAGCUUACCUCAAGGAAAUAAUUUCCAAGAUGGACACUCAGCUCAGUGAGCAGCAGAGACAGCUUGAGAAGGAACGCUGGAAGAUGACAGCGGAGCAGGCCAAGGCGGAGUCCAUCCAAAGAGGCCUGGAGGAAGAGCGGCGUGCCCUCAGCAUGCAGAUCAAUAUGGAGAGGGAGGAGCUGGAAAGGGCUAAGAGCGCAUUACUAGAGGAGCAGAAGACUGUGAUGCAGCAUUGCGCCGAGGAGAGGAGGAAGCUUGCAGCUGAUUGGGCCCACUUUCACGCCAUGGAGAAGCAGAGGCAUGAGAGGGCUGAGCGGGAGGUUAGCAGUCUGUUGGAGAAGAGAGAGGGCUCCAUCAUCAGUCUGGCACAGGAACAAGCCGACCUUAAGCUUCACACUGCAGAGCUGAAACAAAAAGAGAUGGCUGUGAAACAGGAGAGAGAAACUCUGGAAAGACUAAGAGAGGAACUAGACAGAGAGAAAGAGAGAAUCAGCAGCACGGCCUUGAGACUCAAGACACGAGCCCAAGAGGUGGAGGCAUUCAGUAAGCUCGCUGCAGAGAAGCACGAGGAAGGAGAACGAGCGCUGCAGGAGGCAAAACGUACUGAGGCGGAGCACGCAGCGAGGCUCGCUAAUAUACAUACGCAGAUAGAGCGGCUGAGGCAGCAGGAACAGCGGAUCCUUCAGGAGCGAAUGCGGUUAAGUCACCUGCAGAAGGAGACAGAGCGUCUUAGACAAGACGCCCCAAUUUCCUCUUUAGCACAAAUGAUUCCACCCAUUUUAUCAGAUGCAGGUUCACUGUUGCCAAACCCUGAGCUGACAUCAACCCUCAAUAUUCCCCCUGCUGCUUCAUUUGCCAACUCUCAGUCCAUGGCUCUGCAGGCCAGUCUGGCUCUGUGGAGGUACACUGGAGAAAAGGACCGUGAAUACCUCCAGGAAGAGCAGAUCUUCUUGGACAAUUUGAAGAAGAAAUCUUACAGAUCAUCUUUCAACACAGAUUGACCAGCACAUGCUGUGUGCCCUCAGCUGGAGUCAUGUUCACGUGCUGGACACUUGAAUGUUACUGAAUAGCUAUUCAUUUUAUUAAACUUUGUUAAAAAAAAAAAAAAAAAAAAGUCAACUGAUUUAGUUUGUGUU